AUGGAGUACGAGCCGAUGCUGUUGGACGGCGAGUCCGGAGGACCGCAGAUCAAGAUCUCGGGGGCUGACAACAUUCACGUCAACUUCGACCUCUCCAACUGCGACCUCUCCUUUGCCAACUCGCUGCGUCGCGUCAUCCAGGCCGAGGUUCCUACGAUCGCCAUUGACCUGGUUGAAAUCGAGGCCAACACCUCGGUUCUUGCCGACGAGUUCAUCGCGCAUCGUCUCGGUCUCAUCCCACUCCACUCCAAAGACGCCAACAGUCUCCUUUACUCCCGUGAUUGCGACUGCGAACAGUACUGCGAUAACUGUAGCGUCAAGCUGACCCUCCACGCCCGCUGUACCUCGGACGAGACUAUGAAGGUUUACGCGAGCGACCUCCUUGUCGACAGUUUCCGACAAAACGGUACCGUGGGAAACCCUGUUAUUAUGGAUCCUGAUGGAUUGGGCUCUUUGAUCUGCAAAUUGCGCAAGGGGCAAGAACUUAAGGUGUCUUGCAUUGCGAAGAAGGGAAUCGCUAAGGAGCACGCGAAAUGGAUGCCCACGGCUGCUGUCGGCUUCGAAUAUGACCCCCAUAACAAGCUGCAUCACUUGGAUAUGUGGUACGAAGAGGAUGCGAAGGCGGAAUGGCCCGAGAGCAAGUAUGCAAAGAUGGAAGAUCCUCCUCAGGAGGGAGAGCCGUUCGACUACGACGCGGUGCCUGAGAAGUUCUACUUCGAGGUUGAAGGCGUUGGCAGUCUCGAACCGGACCAGAUCAUUCAGGAGGGCAUUAAGAUCAUCCAGGAGAAGAUGGCGUUGCUACUGCACAUGCUCACUGGUGAGGCGGACGAUGACGGCAUGGCCGACUUCGAUGGCCCGCGUAGUCCCAACCUGGAUAUGGAUGGCGGUAAUCCAUGGGGGCAGGAUCAGGGCUACACGACGCCUUUCAACGGUGGCGGCGGCCAGAGCUCAUGGGGAGGCAACGCGACAACCCCCUAUGCUACCACCACACCGUACGGAGCAUCUGGACAAUCCGGCUGGAACUAA
This is a messenger RNA of Colletotrichum truncatum, 1026 nucleotides long. Its product is annotated as RNA polymerase ii subunit 3. Lineage: Eukaryota; Fungi; Ascomycota; Sordariomycetes; Glomerellales; Glomerellaceae. Gene Ontology annotation, biological process: DNA-templated transcription. The record is from RefSeq and is a predicted model, not a curated record. Gene Ontology annotation, molecular function: DNA binding; protein dimerization activity. Gene Ontology annotation, cellular component: RNA polymerase II, core complex.